Molecule: messenger RNA, 693 nt
Organism: Aplosporella prunicola CBS 121167
Lineage: Eukaryota; Fungi; Ascomycota; Dothideomycetes; Botryosphaeriales; Aplosporellaceae
Exons: 3
Coding region: 1-693 (230 amino acids)
Source: RefSeq, a predicted model, not a curated record
AUGCCUAGCGUCAACAAUGACGGGCGCUCCUCCUCCACAAUUUGGUUCUCAAAGAGACUGAAGCGGAUUAAGACUCUCCUCCACCUCAAACCCGACCGCAAAUGCCGUGGCAUAGCCGAAUGCCGCACCGUCAUCGAAGGGCUCUGGAAUGAGUCAUUCCACACCAUCCUAGAGUCGAACGGAUGGCCCGAAAUGGUCAUCGAGCACCUCACCUUCAUAUCCGAGCUCCACAAGCUCGCGGCGCUGACCAAGAACGACUUCCCUGCCGCCAAAGAAGCCAUCAACAUCGCCCGCAUGGAGAGUGAAGCCGACGGGGGCCGUCUGACCGGCACGGUUGGCCAGAUCGCUCAGGAAGACGUGCGCCUGGCAAUUGUCCACGUCGUGCUCGAGCGUGAGAGGCCGGUCGGCCGUCCGGAUGGCCUCACCAAGGCCUUCAAAGUGAAGGACAAUAUGUUGGCGAAGAAGGACAGCGAGAUCCUUGAGCUUCAGCGCCGCGUCCAGGAGCUGGAUCAAGAGAAUAACGGUCUCCGGGACCAGAUCCGCCGCAUGGAGGAGAUCCGCCGCGCUGAGGAAGUCCGUCGCAUCGACAGCCCAAAUGGCGAAAUCGUCAUGAGUGACGCAUGCCGAGAAACAGAUGCUGCUGAAGCGGCUUUGCGAUGCCGGGGAAGAUCUAAUAGCAUCAAUGCAUUUUGA